GAUGACAUGGCAGCUAUUGUCAUCACCGUAUGCAGCAUUACCGGACGGACCCCAAAGGCCCCAAACCCUACCCAUUCAAUUUCGCCGACCUCGAUCUGUAAUCUACAAUGCAAUCAACGUCCUUGUUGCUCAGCAGACUCUGGUUUCCCUAAACAUCGUUCUCUCAUUCUCUAUCGCGACAGGUUCUCUCGGCUCUCAGCUUCUUAAUCUCACAUAACGUGGAAAAACUAUGUUAAUAUUAGGAUUGCCCUUCUUCCAACUUCCAGUGUACAAUGUCGGAAACCCCUUUUCGACUGCGGGAGAAGCUUCUUGAGAAGCAGAGAUAUUUCCAAAGCAUCCACAAACACACAUAUUUGAAAGGACCUUAUGAUAAGAUCACCUCUGUCGCAAUUCCUGUAGCUUUGGCAGCCAGCUCAAUAUACCUUAUUGGACGAGGGAUCUAUAACAUGUCUCAUGGGAUUGGGAAGAAAGAAUGAGGAGGUAUCUUGUUUAAUGAAUAAUGGGCGUCAUGUUGAUUUCUGUUCAUAUUUUAAAGGAUUAUUUGCUCUUGCACGGGGACUAGUUGUGUUUGAAGAGUUUCUUUUGUUUAGUGCCUCAAAUAAUUGCAUAGAUGAAGACUUCUAGCUACCAACGGAAGUUGACACUUCACUGUUGAUGGUUUAUAUUUUCCCAGUCAUUAAUGCUGCAUAAUUAAAUUGCAAGAUUGAUGCAUUUGCUUGUAUCCCCUUUUCAAUUAAAGUAUUUUGCUUGGUA
Messenger RNA from Hevea brasiliensis (rubber tree), 753 nucleotides. RefSeq lists its product as uncharacterized. The transcript is spliced from 3 exons. The record is from RefSeq and is a predicted model, not a curated record. The coding region runs from base 273 to 476 and encodes 67 amino acids. Lineage: Eukaryota; Viridiplantae; Streptophyta; Magnoliopsida; Malpighiales; Euphorbiaceae.